Musca domestica (house fly) is the source of this 1907-nucleotide messenger RNA. RefSeq names its product maltase A3-like. Lineage: Eukaryota; Metazoa; Arthropoda; Insecta; Diptera; Muscidae. The coding region runs from base 43 to 1830 and encodes 595 amino acids. The record is from RefSeq and is a predicted model, not a curated record. Gene Ontology annotation, biological process: carbohydrate metabolic process. The transcript has 5 exons.
CUAAAAAAAAUUGAUUUAAAAAAUAAAAAAUAUUCGGAAAUCAUGGCCAGACUAAUUGGCCUGUUGAGUGGCGUGGUGUUGCUCCUUGGCUUCCAAGCAGCCUCGGCCUGUACCGGUGAUGGCAGUGUAACGGAUAAUACCUUGGCCAGCAAGGACUGGUGGCAGGUGUCGCAAUUCUACCAAAUUUACCCCAGAUCCUUUAAGGACUCCAAUGGUGAUGGCAUUGGUGACUUGAAGGGUAUUAUUUCCAAACUCAGCUAUUUGAAGGAGAUUGGGGUAAAUGCCACCUGGCUUUCGCCCAUCUAUGUCUCGCCUAUGGCCGAUUUUGGUUAUGACAUUGCCAAUUUCUUUGACAUCCAACCGGAAUAUGGUAGCCUGGAGGAUUUCGAUGAACUCAUCAAGGAGGCCAAUAAAUUGGGUCUGAAAAUAAUUAUGGAUUUUGUGCCGAAUCAUUCGAGUGAUGAGAAUGUGUGGUUCCAGAAAUCGGUGAAUCGGGAGAAGGGCUAUGAGGAUUACUAUGUCUGGCAUGAUGGCUAUGUGGAUGAAAACGGGCAAAGGAAGCCACCCAGUAAUUGGUUGCAGGCCUUUCGGGGUAGUGCCUGGGAAUGGAAUGAAAAGAGACAGCAAUACUAUCUGCAUCAAUUUGCGGUGAAACAACCUGAUCUGAAUUAUCGUAACCCCGAUGUGGUGGCCCAAAUGAAACGGGUCCUCACCUAUUGGCUGGAUCGUGGUGUGGCUGGUUUCCGCAUUGAUGCCGUACCCUGGAUGUUUGAGGUUCUGCCCGAUGAAAAUGGCCGUUAUCCGGAUGAACCCUUGUCGGGUUAUACCAGUGAUCCCGAAGACUCGGCCUAUCUAAAGCACAUCUAUACGCAGGAUCAACCGGAAACCAUUGAUAUGGUCUAUCAAUGGCAUCAGCUUUUGGAGGAUUAUCAAAGGGUCCAUGGUGGCGACACCAGGGUUUUGAUGAUUGAAACCUGGUCCAGCAUUGACCAGGUGAUGAAAAUGUAUGGCAACAAGACUGUGAAUGGCGCCCAAAUACCCUUCAAUUUCCAAUUCAUCAGUGCUGGGAAUGAUAAUCAAAACAACACCGACUUGCCGGCGGGAGGAUUUACGAAGAUCAUCAAGAAAUGGAUGGAUAAUAUGCCGUCGGGCAAGACGGCCAAUUGGGUGAUGGGCAACCAUGACAAGCGUCGUGUGGGCAGCCGUUAUGGUGAAAACCGAAUUGAUCUCAUGAACAUGCUGCAAAUGUUCCUGCCAGGAGUCAGUGUCACCUACAUGGGUGAAGAAUUGGGCAUGGUCGACUUGGAGAUCUCCUAUGAUGACAGUGUUGACCCGGCCGCGUGUAAUGCCAGUCCGGAUAAUUAUAAGCAAUUUACACGUGAUCCCGCCCGCACACCCUUCCAAUGGAGUUCGGCGGAUAAUGCUGGCUUUUCCAACAACAGCGCCACCUGGUUGCCCAUCAAUCCCAAUUACAAGACUGUCAAUGUUGAGACAGAAAAGGCGGCCAGCAAAAGUCAUUUGAAUGUCUACAAACAAAUGUCCCAGCUGCGUCAGACGAAGACACUGCAGUAUGGUGGGUUGCAGUAUGGCAAUGUUGGGGAUAAUAUUUUGGCUGUUAAGAGAUCCCUGCCCAAUGAGAAAACCUACAUUCUCUUGGCCAAUGUAUUGGAUAAGGCCCAAAAGGCCAAUGUCGUGGAUGUCAUCAAGGCCUCGGGAAGCUAUAAAACCAAAAUUGCCAAUAUCAUAUCGACCAGGAAGGCUGGCGAUGUGGUGGCCUUGGACAAUUUCGAUUUGAAUGGCUAUGAGGCCAUUAUUGUAGAAUCCGAUUGAAUUUAAAAACAAUUUCUGAGAAAGAAAAAAAUUAAAAUUUUUACAAAAAAGAAAAAAAAUAACAAAAUGUUUUAUUU